UGGCCAGUGUGGCUGUGACUGCUGGGCAACCAACAACGUCGGCGGCAAUAUGGCGCUCAACCUGGUGGCCAAGGUUCACCCUGUGGUUUUCUUCACAAUCUGGGAUUCCUAUGAGCGACGGAAUCCUGAAGCACAUCGUGUUAUCGGCACUUUAUUAGGCACUGUUGGAGUGGAGAAGGGUACUAUUGAGAUCACCAACUGCUUUUGUGUACCUCAUAAUGAAUCAAAGGAAGAGGUGGCAGUGGAGCUGGACUUUGCCAAGGAUAUGUAUGAGCUGCACCGGAAAGUCAACCCAAGCGAAGUGAUUGUUGGGUGGUGGGCAACAGGCCAUGAAAUCACUGACCACUCACUCCUCAUCCAUGACUACUACUCCCGUGUUACCAGCAAUCCCAUCCACCUCACUGUUGACACCACCCUGCAUGGAGGCCGCAUGAACAUUAAGGGCUACGUGAGUGCAAGUAUGGGUGUACCUGGACGCACGCCAGGUACCAUGUUUGCUCCCAUCCCUGUGGAAGUCAUUUCAUAUUCACCUGAGGUUGUUGGAACCAAUGCAACUCAGAAGAGCAAGUACAGCAGGCAGCGCAUUGUGGAACCAUCAACAGACCUGCAUCAGAUCUCGGAGGCAACACAAAAUAUGGAAGCCACCUUAGAUGCCCUAAUCUCAUAUGUGGAUGAUGUGUUGAGUGGAAAAGUUCCAGCAGAUAACUACAUCGGGCGAGAACUUACCCGCAUGGUCAACCAGGUGCCCAAGAUGUCUGCACAUGAGUUUGAGGAGAUGCUCAACACAAACAUGAAGGACCUGCUGAUGGUGAUCUAUCUGUCACAGUUAACCAAGGUCAAUGUGAGCCUCAAUGAAAAGCUGACUAUGUUGGUGGCCACCCAGUGAGUUUCUUAAUGUACUUCCUUUUGGUUUGAGCCAACAUUUGAACCAGGAAGAGAGAAGGGAUCCAGAAAACAUGAAUAAGAUUAUGAGGAAAGACCAUCCAGAAUCUUUCAAUAUGGAUGUUUUAUGUAGCUUGGAAAAUAAACCAUUCAUCUAAUAAA
Scylla paramamosain (green mud crab) is the source of this 1044-nucleotide messenger RNA. It is a transcript of the gene eIF3f1, whose product is annotated as eukaryotic translation initiation factor 3 subunit F-1-like. The record is from RefSeq and is a predicted model, not a curated record. The coding region runs from base 50 to 886 and encodes 278 amino acids. Gene Ontology annotation, cellular component: eukaryotic translation initiation factor 3 complex, eIF3m. Gene Ontology annotation, molecular function: metallopeptidase activity; translation initiation factor binding; translation initiation factor activity. Lineage: Eukaryota; Metazoa; Arthropoda; Malacostraca; Decapoda; Portunidae. Gene Ontology annotation, biological process: translational initiation. The transcript is spliced from 7 exons.